Messenger RNA from Helianthus annuus (common sunflower), 1834 nucleotides. RefSeq names its product transcription factor TCP5. The coding region runs from base 560 to 1603 and encodes 347 amino acids. NCBI's taxonomy places the organism in Eukaryota, Viridiplantae, Streptophyta, Magnoliopsida, Asterales, Asteraceae. The transcript is spliced from 2 exons. The record is from RefSeq and is a predicted model, not a curated record. Gene Ontology annotation, molecular function: sequence-specific DNA binding; DNA-binding transcription factor activity. Gene Ontology annotation, cellular component: nucleus.
UAUCAUAGUUAGUGUCUCUCUUUUCCUACAAACUCUUCUAUAUUUUCCGUAUUUUGUCAUCAACGUCUUAAUGGGUAUUUCUUUAAUAACAUGAUCGCGUGACGAAAGUAAUCUUCAAUAAGAUCUUGACAGCUAUACAUGAUUUCGAUGAAAGGUACGACACGUGGGAGACUAUGAGUCAUUACUUUAUUCUUUACUAAAAACUCAUUCCUAUUGGCCAUGGUUGGUUGGGUUCCAACAUUUUCAAGCUCUCAUUACUCAUAUUUUUUCAUGAAACACCUCUGCAAUCAUGCCCUCCACAAUUAAGCUUUCUCUUUUAAACAUUCUAGAGUUAUAAACAAGUACGUGUGAAGUUGAGAACUUUUAGCCUUAGAUUCAGCUAAUUUGCUUCAAAACAAGCUUGUUCUUGACUAGAGCAACAAUCUAGUGAAGUACUAGUUCAAGAAAAAUAGCCGAUUCAUGGUUAACCGUACCUGAAACCAGUGUCGAUACCCCCUUGUACCAGGAAGAUCUGAAUCAAAUACAGGAGUAGCUUUUGCUCAGUUAUGAGUCAAGUAAGAUGAAUAUUUCAAAUUUAAGAGAAUCAGACUACGAAUCGAAACCAGAUGGCGCUAACGAUCGAAGCAAGAUUGUUCUUAAACCCAACUUGACUACAUCAUCAUGGUCUAGAUUGAAGGAUCCAAGAAUUGUUCGAGUUUCUAGAGCUUUUGGUGGCAAAGAUCGACAUAGUAAAGUCUGUACGGUUAGAGGGUUAAGAGACAGGAGGGUCAGGCUUUCAGUCCCAACCGCGAUCCAGUUGUACGAUCUUCAAGACCGAUUAGGACUAAACCAACCUAGUAAAGUUGUUGAUUGGUUACUUGAAGCAGCCAAAAAUGAAAUUGAUGAGCUCCCUCCUCUUCAAAUCCCACCUGGAUUAAGCUUUGGACAAAACCUCCAAGCAUUGAUAAAUGCUUCUUCACAAGAACGAACAGAAGGUGCGAAAACAAGUGCUAGUUGUCUCAAUUGGGAUGAUUAUUGGAAUCCAGAUAAAUCUAAAGCGAUUUCAAAAGAAACUAGUGGUAACUAUGAAGAAAAUGAUGGUGAACAUGCAAGAAAUAAGCAAGAUCAUCAUGGUACAUUUGUUCAAUCUAGUAAUUUCUUUGAGAGAAACCCUAAUUCUUCAAGUCUACCAGGUUUGUUAAACAAUGUUGUCCCAAACAGUUCUUUUCUCAAAUGGGAUCCUUCUAGUUUGUCAUUAUCCCGGUUCGGGAGCUAUGGAUCAGUGGCACCUCAUCAACAAGACGGCAGUGUUCAUAACUUCAAUAUGAAUGUGGCCGCGUCCUUACCUUCCGUUCCCUCUGGAUCUCAGGUUCUCCUCUAUCCUCCACCACCAACACAAACACAAACACAAACACAAACACAAUUAUAUUUCCCUUCACACGAUCAUAACUCGGGUGAGUUUGAGCCGAAACAACCAGAUUUCCAAAUGGUGAGUUCUUCUUCAAAUUCUAAUUUCACACCACCUCUAUAUACAAUAAACCAAGGGAUGCGACCAUUUCAUUUGAGCAUGAACCCUAAGUUUUUUUCUUCACAAGAUAAUGGUGGACAUGAACCAAACAAAUGAGGGUACACUUUCUUCUUGAUGUUCAUAUUCUCGAAGGCGAUAAGCAUACGUGGAUGUGCUUAUUCGGAUCACAAAUAAGAAGACACAACGGUAUGUUCUUGAGUUUAUUGCGUGAUAACAAUAACUUAAACCUUGAGUUUAAUUUUUAGUUUUGGAUUAAAGUGUUGGUUUCUUUCAUCAUGUUAAUUGUUAAACUCAGAUUUACAUAUGUAUACUUAUAUAUAAUUUAUA